AUGGAUGCCGCUUACCCCUUACUUGUAGGCGAUAUCCACCUCGCUAUUGACCUCGUCACCGGAGAAGAAGUGGCCGUGAAGGUCGAGUCUACGACUAACCGGACCUCACAGCUCGGAAACGAGGCCAAGGUGAUGAAGUCAUUAGCAGGCGGCAUCGGAAUAUCAGCUAUCCGGUGGUAUGGCAUCGAGGGCGAUUACCACGCCAUGGUAAUGGAUCUCCUCGGCCCCUCCCUGGAAGAUCUCUUCCGAUUCUGCGAUCGUCGUUUCUCCCUCAAGACCGUCCUCCUCCUCGCAGACCAGCUCAUCUCGCGUACCGAAUACAUCCACUCUAGGAACAUCGUCCAUCGAGAUCUCAAGCCCGGCAACCUCCUCAUGGGCACCGGGAAACGCGGGAAUCAAGUCAAUGUGAUCGAUUUCGGGCUGGCCAAGCCGUAUCGUGAUGCAAAGACGGGGGUGCAUGUGGCGUAUGGCGGGAAUAGGACGUGGAUGGCGGGGACGAUUCCGUAUGCCAGUCUGAAUACUCAUUUGGGGGUGGAGACGUCUAGGAGGGAUGACCUGGAGGGUCUGGGAUAUGUGUUCGUGUACUUCCUCAGAGGAGGGAGUCUACCUUGGUAUGGUCUCAAGGGCGCCAGCAUGGAGGAGAAAUUUGACCGGAUGAAGUUCAAGAAAAUGUCAACACCUCCAGAGAUACUCUGCAGAGGCUACCCGACUGAAUUCGCCACUUAUCUCAAUUACGCCCGGUCACUCCGCUUCGAUGAGGACCCCGACUAUGUUUAUCUACGCCGGCUGUUUCGGGACCUCAUGGCGAGGGAGGGGAUCGCGUACGACUACAUAUUUGACUGGAGCGUCAAGCCCCUGUCCAAGCCUGCUCGACAGCCCGCAGAUGCACAGGACCCAGGUCCACCUCGAGCGGUCAUCGCCCUGCGUCCAGCGCAGGAAUGA
Messenger RNA from Dioszegia hungarica, 942 nucleotides. RefSeq names its product kinase-like domain-containing protein. Gene Ontology annotation, biological process: endocytosis; peptidyl-serine phosphorylation; signal transduction. Lineage: Eukaryota; Fungi; Basidiomycota; Tremellomycetes; Tremellales; Bulleribasidiaceae. The transcript has 4 exons. Bases 1 to 942 code for a protein of 313 amino acids. Gene Ontology annotation, molecular function: ATP binding; protein serine/threonine kinase activity. The record is from RefSeq and is a predicted model, not a curated record. Gene Ontology annotation, cellular component: cytoplasm; nucleus.